Messenger RNA from Harmonia axyridis, 428 nucleotides. It is a transcript of the gene Cox17, whose product is annotated as cytochrome c oxidase copper chaperone. Gene Ontology annotation, cellular component: mitochondrial intermembrane space. Gene Ontology annotation, biological process: mitochondrial respiratory chain complex IV assembly. Lineage: Eukaryota; Metazoa; Arthropoda; Insecta; Coleoptera; Coccinellidae. The transcript has 2 exons. The coding region runs from base 105 to 329 and encodes 74 amino acids. Gene Ontology annotation, molecular function: copper chaperone activity; copper ion binding. The record is from RefSeq and is a predicted model, not a curated record.
CAUAAACGUCAGAAUUAGUUUCAAGGUUAACCCUUGAUAUCUUGUGCAAUUUUUGGAUUUCCGAUUUCCUUGUCAAAAUAUAAUUAAAUUAAACGCAUUUGAAAAUGGGAAACGCCAAUCAAAAAGUAGAAGCUGCGGCUCCAGUAAAGGAAAUAACAAAUCAAACUCAACUAAAUGACGAACAACCAAAAAAACUCAAACCUUGCUGUGCUUGCCCCGAAACUAAAAGAGUAAGAGAUGCUUGUAUCAUUGAAAAUGGAGAGGAGAAUUGUAGACAUUUAAUCGAAGCUCACAAAGAGUGCAUGCGCAAGGCAGGUUUCAAUAUAUGAACUGGUGUUCUCUUGAUUGUAGAUUUGUAUAUAAUGUUUUCUCAUUAAUUGGAAUGAUUUGUUAAUUUAUUAUUGAUAAUAAACUUAGACUACAUUCAA